AUGCCGUCCGACCUCUCCGGCCUCGGUCAAUACACCGAUCUAGACAGUAAAGGCUUCGACACACUCCGCAAAGACGCACAGGCCAAAGUCCGUUCGAACAGAACUCAGAUUAAGAAGAAGAUGAAGGCGUUCGUUGGCGAAGAGCGCAAGAACAAUUUAGCGCUCGUAGGCGCCUCGCGUUCUGGGGCUUUGGCCUAUUUUAAAACUCGAUUUAAUAUCGAUAACUUCUUCUCGGUCUGGACCUACAUGAAAGGUUAUGUUAACCUCCGAAAGUCCUUCGCAGAGGACAGAGAUAGCCUCGCUAUUACAUUCUGCAAGGACAUCUUCGCCGAGUUCGCCGCGGAGAUCCACGCGUAG
Messenger RNA from Zymoseptoria tritici IPO323, 357 nucleotides. RefSeq lists its product as uncharacterized. NCBI's taxonomy places the organism in Eukaryota, Fungi, Ascomycota, Dothideomycetes, Mycosphaerellales, Mycosphaerellaceae. The transcript has 5 exons. The record is from RefSeq and is a predicted model, not a curated record. Bases 1 to 357 code for a protein of 118 amino acids.